GUGUGUGUGUGUUUCCCCGUGAAGGCAUGGGCUGCUUCUGGGGGGCGGAGAGGAGGUUCUGGCUGCAGAAGGGCGUGUACUCCACACAGGUCGGCUACUCGGGGGGCUGCACCGACAACGCCACCUACGAGGACGUGUGCACAGGUAAAACUGGUCAUGCUGAAGUGGUGCGGGUGGUUUACCAUCCAGAGAACAUCAGUUUGGGGAAUCUGCUGAAGGUCUUCUGGGAGAGCCAUGACCCCACUCAAGGCAUGCGACAGGGCAAUGACGUGGGCACCACCUACCGCUCCACCAUCUACGCCUACACCCCUGAGCAGCUCCAGCAGGCCCUAACGUCCAAAGACGAGUAUCAGAAGGUGAGUAGCACCCCCCCCAAAACAUCCCUAAACUGACGAUCUGCCCCACUG
Messenger RNA from Clupea harengus (Atlantic herring), 407 nucleotides. It is a transcript of the gene msraa, whose product is annotated as mitochondrial peptide methionine sulfoxide reductase-like. The record is from RefSeq and is a predicted model, not a curated record. Gene Ontology annotation, molecular function: peptide-methionine (S)-S-oxide reductase activity. The transcript is spliced from 3 exons. The coding region runs from base 27 to 392 and encodes 121 amino acids. NCBI's taxonomy places the organism in Eukaryota, Metazoa, Chordata, Actinopteri, Clupeiformes, Clupeidae. Gene Ontology annotation, cellular component: cytoplasm. Gene Ontology annotation, biological process: cellular response to oxidative stress.